This is a messenger RNA of Protomyces lactucae-debilis, 1231 nucleotides long. RefSeq lists its product as uncharacterized. The record is from RefSeq and is a predicted model, not a curated record. The coding region runs from base 267 to 884 and encodes 205 amino acids. NCBI's taxonomy places the organism in Eukaryota, Fungi, Ascomycota, Taphrinomycetes, Taphrinales, Protomycetaceae. The transcript has a single exon.
GGCUGCCUUCAAAGCCAUCGUUGCAGGGUCAGAUCAGACCAACUUGACGUGGUCAUAUAUCGCUAGCUCUACGUAUUCACUUCGAGUGACUGGGUUCUAAGAAUCGCCUGUGACACCUACAGCAUAACAAAUCGUCGUCCGACCUGUAUGUCCUUUGGAUGAAGCCUGACCUCGAAUGAGUCAUCGGUAGAUGUCGACUGCCACUUGAUAAGCCUGCUCCGUGAAGACUCCCUUCACUUCACAACUUCUGCCGCUACAAGGGCGACAUGUCAGCUGUAGCCACCGAAGCGCGUCCGGUCACUGGUUCUCGUCUGAAUAUCUCGCGAGCUCGAGGCGUAUGGCACAGGUCUACCAGACGACCUGUGACAGCACCAGCUCAGCUCGUAGGCGGCAACGCUUGGUCGCGAGCAACCACCCCAGCAACCGUGCGGCAGCCACCUCCUUCAGAUCCGGUUCGUUCAGGUCCUGUCAACACAAUCAGCCAUCUGUCGUACUCUGGUGGAUACAAGGACGCCGAGCAGGCAAUCAAGAACGUUGUGGUACCCACAAUCAGGCAGCACUUCCCUGGCAUGGACUUCGCCAUCUCAUUAGUACUUUAUCAAGACAAACCGACAGUAUUAGUAGGUGUUCGAGAUUCAGAAAGCCUGCGACCCUACCUGCAGACGCAGUAUGGCGGCUUGCCAGUAUUGCUCGUUUCCGCAACGACUGAGCAACGCACAGAUGUGGUCGAUUCUGCCCUGAUCGAUCGGACAGUCGACAAAGCUAUUGGCGGCAGCAUCGCCAGCUCACAAGCUGACUUUGCUGGUAGCUUUGGGUCUAUUUGUGCGCGAACGAAGCACGAAGGAGAUUUGUGCCCUGACGGCCUACCAUGUCGUCCACACUGACGACCUUGUUAGUUGCCAGUAAAGUGCGACAUGGCAGCCAUGGCGGCAUAGCUGUAUGCGGCAACUCCAGCUAGUGGGAGACGGUGUACGGUAGCAGGUAAGCACAAGAGUGAAACGUCGGUGUGUAUGACGUGAUAUGCCGUCAAGACAAAAAUUGCCUUUGUGCUUCUUUCGCGCACGAAAAGACCCAAAGUACCAACAAGAUCGGUUCGUGAGCUGGCGAUGCUGGUGCCAAUAGCUUUUUCAACUGUUCGUUUGACCAGGUCGGGAUCGUGCAUGUCAGUGUGUGUCUCAGUCGCUGCGUAGGCCAGCAAUACUGGCAAGCCGUCAUAUUCUGUAUGUAGGAA